Molecule: messenger RNA, 2411 nt
Organism: Colletotrichum acutatum
Lineage: Eukaryota; Fungi; Ascomycota; Sordariomycetes; Glomerellales; Glomerellaceae
Exons: 1
Coding region: 91-2316 (741 amino acids)
Source: RefSeq, a predicted model, not a curated record
UGUGGUCAGAGGGCCCCUCAAGUUGGAUUGCGUUGGAAAAACUUGAGGGCAUCGGCCCAAAGCUUUGGUUGUCAUCGUUUCUAUAUCAUCAUGUCCAACUAUAUCAAAAUCACUGACGUCGAAUUGACAGAUCAGCCAUCAGGAGGAGCGCCGAAGCAGGCUCAAAAGUCGGCUCGUCACGGUGCUGUUCCCAGAUCCUUGGCAAGUGGUGAACAGCAAUUCACUCACGAAGUCAGAACGAAGCGAUGGUGGUCAAGGAUGGGCAAAAAAGGCUGGCUGAUCCUAGCGUUAGGAAUGGUUGUGAUACUCAUCUCGUGUACGGCCCUCGCGCUUCUGUGGAACGGUGCUGUGAUCGCGGCGUCUGGGGAAGAGCCGUCAGAACUAUGGAAAGCUGUAGUUUUCAACGACUGGGCUCCGACUGUCAUUACGAUAUGUUCAGCUGCUAUCAGGACUUCGAUGAUGAUGCAAGCUGGACUCAUCACAGCGGCAAUAUCGGCUCUGAUGCUCGAGAGUUCACGAGUAUCUCUCGCUGACGCUGCGGUAGCGUCUAUCGAGAGAGCAGCUAGUACUGGGCCAUUUGCCAUCUUCUUUCCAGCGGCAAGACAAGGUAACAACCUGCCAGGGCUAUAUCAUCUCCUUUUUGUGAUUGCAGCCUCAGGAAUAAUGGUGACCUCGACCUUCUUCUCGACCAUUCUGCUCUCCGACUUCCAAACUCUAUCAAUAUCAGGACCAGCAACGAACAUUACAGUCUCUGUGGCGUUCAGAAACGACGGCACCGAGCUACGCGGAAGCGGUGUGUCACUUUUCAAAUCUAGCCCAGCCACGUAUUGGAGAUACGGGGAACGGAACGAUGACGGAGCUCUGUCCGGCCCUGAUAUUGUCGAUACUGGCAACGUCUAUCGCGCUCUUCUGCCGUCAAUAAACGCCACGGCAAGAACAACACUUGAAUACUAUAACGGACCUGUUAUCAUCGCCAACUCUAGAACAUUUUGCUCGGCUCCGGAUUUCGAAACUUUGGAGGUUUACAAUACCAACUCCGAUGGCCUAUUUGGAGUCAAAGUGGAUGCAUCAAUACCCAUCGGGAAGCAUCUCAAAGGAGAUACUUAUAAGGACGCGAUCUUUCAGAUGAGUUUCGACUGCCGCCUUGCGCGUAUCGGAGGUCACUACAAGGACGAAAGUCACAAACCAAUCUACGACAGCAACCUAUGGCCACUUACAUUUUGUCCGGGUCGAUAUUGGGAUGGUGAUGGUUUCAAAGGUCUUUCAGAACCAGUGAAGGGCACAGAGUACAUGUUCCAUGUCAUACUUGUUAUCAACUCCAGCCAAACCAUUUAUGAGAAAUAUGUCGACGUGGACAACCUGUCCCCUGUUUAUGAUAAAAGCGGAGUUUGGACGUCCAUCCAGGACAACUCCAGCUUUCCGCUCUUCAACGCCAGCCUCUGCUUCACAAAUGUCGCAGAGCCCGCCGUCUAUAACGCAACCAUGCGAGGACAACCAAUUUUGCAAGAACCCCAAUUCAACUGGAACAGCAUCAAAUGGAACACCAGCUCCAUCCGCCGCCAGUUGGGUAUCGCGAGUCCCGCAGCCCGUAGCUCCGCCGCCGUCUUCACAGAGCGCGGCAUCAUGCAACUCAUCUCCUUCACUCUUUCCUCGGAAGAAAAGCUUUGGUGGACAGUCAGCGCUCACGGCGUACUGAUGGAGUCCCUCAGCGCAACUUUGGAGACACGGGGUUGGAACAUGUUGAACGGCGCCUACCUGGGCGAGACUUGGAGUACGAGGAGCCCGGAGCACGAGCAGGAGCAAUGGACGCCUCACUCCGCGCACGUUACACUGUUCCAGGACAUCUUGCAGACGACAGAGGAUCUAUCGCGAGCGGUCCAGGAGAUGGUCGCGAGGUUACAUCAAAUGGCGUACUACGAGUCUGAGAAUGGGUAUAAUCUAGAAUAUCCCGUUACGACUGUGUCUUCGAGGAGCACCUAUAUCCCGUUACGGUGGACAGGCUUCAGUAUCGUGCAGGGUGUAAUUGCGCUCCAUCUUGUACUAUUGCUAACAACGACGGUGCUGUUCUUGACACGGACGCGAGCUUCGUCACUAGGAAAUGCGUGGAAAACGGUUGCGCAGGUUGUCUCGCCGCAUACCAAGGAGAUAGGUGAUAAGGCGGAUAGGUUGAUGGAUGAUGAAGUUAGAGAGAGGACAGUUUCGACCGGGGCGGACGUUUUUGGCGUUGGGAUUCGCCGCUCGGCUGAUACAAGUAGGGUGGAAAUUCGCCCGGCAGCCGUAAGGGCUCGUCGCCUGCUUGGUCGAGACCGGGGGUAAUCAAAAUUAUUUCUUGUUGGAACUUUGCUAUGGUAUCUCGAGCUCUAGCAGGUCUCUGUUUCGCCAAGUUUUUCUAUAUCGAGAUCCCCGAACUU